Messenger RNA from Nicotiana tabacum (common tobacco), 1364 nucleotides. The record is from RefSeq and is a predicted model, not a curated record. Lineage: Eukaryota; Viridiplantae; Streptophyta; Magnoliopsida; Solanales; Solanaceae.
AUGGAUUUUUCUGCAAUCAAGAUUCUGUUCAUCUUCAUCUUCAUUUAUUUCACAUACCCAAAAACCUUAGCUCUCAUCUACCCUCAAGAUCUCAUAACCCAUGAUUCUGUUUUUGAUUUUUCACCAUUUUCGCCCUCUUUUUCAAUCUCUCCAGCUCCGAUUUUUCCUCCUACUAUAGAACCUCUUGUUCCUGCUCUGUUCGUAAUUGGUGAUUCGUCAGUUGAUUGUGGUACUAACAAUUUUCUUGGAACUUUUGCUCGUGCCGAUAGGCUUCCUUAUGGACGUGAUUUUGAUACUCAUCAACCUACUGGACGCUUCUGCAAUGGAAGAAUCCCUGUCGAUUAUCUUGUGAGAUUUGUGAAAAGAUUGCUAAAUUCCAUUCUUUUUGUGGAUUUGAUUAUAUCAGCUGUGCGUCUUGGGUUACCAUUUGUGCCAAGUUAUCUAGGGCAAGCUGGUUCAAUUGAAGACAUGAUUCUUGGUGUUAAUUAUGCUUCUGCUGGUGCUGGCAUUAUUUUCUCAAGUGGCUCUGAAUUGGGUCAGCAUAUCUCCCUUGCACAACAAAUAGAGCAGGUUACUGAUACUAUUCAGCAAUUUAUAAUGACCAUUGGUGAAGAAGCAACAGCUGAUCUGAUAUCAACUUCUGUGUUCUACAUUUCGAUUGGAACCAACGACUACAUUCAUUACUAUCUCCGGAAUGUAUCUGAUGUUCAGUCUGUUUACUUACCCUGGAGCUUCAACCAGUUUUUGGCACAGACAAUGAAACAAGAGAUUAAGAACUUGUACAAUGCCAAUGUAAGAAAGGUGGUUGUAAUGGGACUGGCUCCAAUAGGCUGUGCUCCUUAUUACCUUUGGCUAUACCAUAGCAAGAAUGGGCAGUGUGUCGAAACCAUAAACGACAUGAUACUCGAGUUCAACUUUGCAGUUAGAUAUAUCGUAGCAGAACUCAAUGAAGAGCUUGUUGGUGCCACUGUCAUCUUCUGUGACGCGUUUGAAGGUUCAAUGGACAUCAUUCAGAAUCACGACCGUUAUGGUUUCAAUGUAACAGAUGAGGCUUGCUGUGGUUUAGGCAAAUACAAAGGCUGGAUCUUGUGCAUUUCCCCUGAAAUGGCGUGCAGUAACGCCUCAAAUCAUAUCUGGUGGGAUCAAUUUCAUCCGACUGAUGCUGUGAAUGCGAUCCUUGCUGACAAUGUAUGGUCCGGCUUGCACACACCUAUGUGCUACCCAAUGAACUUACAGGACAUGUUAGCUCAAAGCGCCAGAUAAUUGGACCUACACAUAUUCUCAUUCUAUGCUGAUUAGCAUUCUCAUUUCUGAAUAUAUGACUACUUGCAUAGUUGAUAUAGCAUUCUUUGCGUGUUCUAUUU